AUUAAAACUUGUUGUUCUGAAUUUUGUCAAAACUUUCAAAUAACUAAUCAAAUAUACCUUUUGUUUCCAAACAAAAGAGAAAAUUCGAAAGUUUGUGGUUUGUCGCAGUCUAAGUGAAUUGAGGAAGCACAAAAGAACACAGUCAAGUCCUACUAGAUAUUUUGACAUUUCACUCCCUAGAAAAUGCCAGCCACAAAUUACAACUGGCCGUUCAAUGAACAGCAGCCAAUAUUUCAAGUGUAUGGUACAAAGAGAAAAAACUGUGCCGAGGAAUCCAGCCAGGAUGUUGUGGAGGAAGUAGAGACAAAGCGAAGAUGUACAGAAGCGAGACAAAGCAUGGAGGAGGAGGAGGGCAUGACAGAUAGUAUGGAUAUCACAGGGAACACAGACUCUGAGGUACAUCAGUCACAAACAGUCCAGUCACAGAUCUCAUACCCAUACAUGUCACACUCACAGUGUAGUGCAGUGUCACAUACUCAUCAUCAUCAUCAAGCGGCUAUGCAUUCAAACACAAGUAUUCAGGAUCUGGCUCAACAUCAUUUACAGGUCACAAUGAACAACAGAGUGCCUCCACUUCCGGACGCGACUGGAGACCACAUGAACAAUAAUACUAUAGUGCAGACAGAAGAUGGACAAGAAUUGAACAACAAUAUCAUGUCUCAGGUACACAGUCGGAACAACAUGUUGAUGGAUCUGAAUGAAGGAGUAUACAGUACAGCCACGUUGCCACUGAACCCACAGACAGAUGCCGAGUAUGAGGCAGCCUGUAAUAUGGUAGCAGCAAUGGAGGGGGAGGGAGCACCUGAUCCUCAACAGUACUCCAUGUCAUAUUGUGAUCCACAGUGUGUAGGUGGUCACAGAAGUCCAAACUCUGGCAGAGUUCGCUGUCUAUGCAGACCAUCGUGGGAGGGUUUAAUGGAUGUCCGUCCAUACAUCUCAGACUACUAUUGAUCUCAGCGUAUAAACAUACAUAGACAUACAUCAUCUAGAUUGAUCACAGCCAAUACUGCCUUCUCAGCAUAGUUGUCACAUGACUUUUUAGCUCGACUAUUCGAGAAAUUGGUGGAACUAUUGCACUCACUGACUCGUUGUCAACCGCUUCUGCAUCCUGAUUUGGUUUAGUAUUGUAUGUAAGCUAAUAUCUCAGUAACCACUUGUUUGUUUGUUUGUUUUGUUUGUUUUGGGUUUAACGCCGUUUUUCAACAGUAUUUCAGUCAUGUAACGGCGGGCAGUUAACCUAACCAGGUUCCUGGAUUCUGUACCAGUACAAACCUGUUCUCCGCAAGUAACUGCCAACUUCCCCGCAUGAAUCAGAGGUGGAGGACUAAUGAUUUCAGACACAAUGUCGUUUAUCAAAUAGUCACGGAGAACAUACGCCCCGCCCGAGGAUCGAACUCACGACCCCGCGAUCCGUAGACCAACGCUCUACCUACUGAGCUAAGCGGGCGGGCUCAGUAACCACUUGUGGGAAUGGAGUGAAACUUUAUACACCUGUACACUGUGAUGAUUUGAAAAUCAUUGCACAGGUUCCAUUACUCUGUUUUGAAAAUUUGUUCCCUUUUUUCAAUUUGGUAAUUUUUUUAAGAAAUUUGUAAGCUUGUGUGUCUGUAUCCACUAAUUGAAAUGGGUCAAAACUUCACAGACUUGCUUACUAUGGUAAUCUGACAUAAAUAACUUAUGUUUUGCUUUUUACAAAGUUGUGCCCCAUUUUUCUUCCUGUCAAUAUUAGUCUCUGAUCUCAUUAAGCCUCAUGGGAGGGGAAAGUUCUAUGACUCAAAAUCAUUGCCCAUUUUGUACUUGAUUAUAUUUUCAUUAUUUUAACUUCCUUUAGUGAUGAGGCUUUUGAAUAGUUUAGCCUAGCUGUUGUCUAACAACUCUUGUUUGUAGUGUUCUGUCUACUCAGCUGUCAGCACUAAGAUACAUUUUUGUGUAUUGCACAGCUUUUAAAUCACAUUUAACUUUUUAUUGUCACACCUAAGAUAUUACACGACUUAGUUUACAUGAUUAUUGUGAUGUUGAUGCUCAAUUUUUAAUACAAGUCCACAUGGACAAUAAGACUUGACACUGCUACUUACUCAUAGGAUUUUGUAUUGUGUGUAGCAUAUUAUUUUUGAACCAGUAAUGAGUAAAAAAAAGUAUAAUCGGCUAAAUUUGCACAAAACUUAUAUUUUGAUCAUCUCCUGUGAUCUUGUUUUUUGAUUUACAUGAUACAUACUACAUAGCCUGGGACGCCGUUGAUAAUAUUUGUGCGUUGUCAGAAGAAAUCAUACCUAAUAUUUAUGCAUUAAAGAUGCCACUUAAUUUGCGCUAAUUAGUGUUAAUUGGCAUUCGUCGAGUUUCUGAUAUUAUCAACGCCUGGGGAAAUCUGAAGGAGUUUCCAUGUCACUACUGAUUAUCGAUUUUCUAUAAUUAGCCUAAUUAACAUGUGAUCAUGUUUGCGCUUGUUUGAAACGAAAAUGAGGCAACGAUGCCGAAAAUUCAGCAAUUUUCAUAGAUUACUAGGUCUGCAUUAAUAUAACAUCUUGACAGCUAUGACGCAAAUUUAAGUUUAAACUUACAUAUUUUAAAGUUGUUACAACUUGCUGGAAAAACUAUGGGAAGUACAAAUUGGAAUUUUUCUCUAGUUCGGAACCUUCGGAAGUACACGAUUCCGAUCUGUCUUUUCUGUGAGAAUUCCGUUUCUAUUUUUAGCCAUGGAUUAUUGCUUUCAGAAGUUAUCGUUCUUUAUCAAACACCAGCAUAUUUCGGGUGAUAUAUAGGUGGCGCUGCGGACGGAAAACAGGUUUCCCCAGGCUGUCAAUUUGCAGGUAAAUAAAAUGUUAGAAAUUGUCAGACUGGAUUCCCAGGCUACAUACUACUAAUCGAUGCAUGACAACAAUAAUGUUAAACCUAAGUUUUCUGUGAAAUCAUCAAAUAUCAUGAUUUGGGUCAAAAUGGCUGACAUUUCUUUUGGAUAUGAAUUUGUAGACCUGUAUCAAAUUCGACAAUUAAUGAAUAGAAAUUUUGAUUAUUUUUUGAGGUUUAAUUUCGUGACUUGGUGAAACCACAAAAUCGACAAACAUUAGUUCCCAAAUAAAUUUAAUGAUGUCACAGUAUACAGAUUUAAAGUGUUUAAAGGUCUCCACAUGUAGUUCAGCACACAUCCAUUGUAUUUUCAAGCUGUUGAAAACUAAAACUGUGACGCACAUUUCAUUUCUGUAUUUUUGUUUCCUCUAAUCACAUACCUCAUUACUAUGGAUUGUGUAAUUCUUCUUAGUGGUUUUAACCCGUAUCAUGCUGGACACCAUUUAUUCUGCCUUUGCGACCAGUGUAGAUCAUGAUCAGCCUGCACAUCCAUGCAGUCAUGUUCUACACUGUUCUUGAUUCAGUAUGUUUUUGGUAAGCACCCCUUUAAACAGUUGAUGGUACUGUCCAAACUGAAAGAUGGACAAAUUCGUUAUAGAAAUUUAGCGGGGUAAGGGUUAAUUUUACUAAUAUUUAUGAAUAAUGCAGCUCAUGAAUUCAAGAGUUUUUGUGAAUUUUGAUGCUUGUAUCUUAUCUUUAACGCAAAACAGUUUCAUUUUGGGAAUUCUUAACACGCAGGAUGAUAACUAUGAGAUUGCUAAAUAAAGCCUUUGUGAAAAUCUAAAAUAUAUGGUAAGUAAUUUAACCUUUACCCUGCUAAUUUUGUAAAAUGGACUGGUCCAUCAUUCAGUUUGGGCAAUGCCAUUUAUUACUCAAAGGGUGUUCACUGAAAAUUUACUGACUGAAUAGCGAACAGGGCAGACCAUGAUCAGCCUGCAUGGAAAUCUUGGUCUGCACAGGUCGCAAAGGCAGAAUCACUUGCUGCCAGCAGGCUAAAAGUUAAAGAAACAUGGCAGCAUUGAAGAUGCACAUUAUAUGGGAAAAAUGUUUGAUUUAUUUUAUCAAUUAAGUGUAUGACUAUACUUUGUUACUUUUGGCUUUAAAUUAACAUGGCAUGUUUUAUAUCUAGUUUUACACUUGUUUUGACUGAUGAUACAUAUACAUGUAAAUAUUUAGGGGUACUAAUACAUUAUAAUUCUUAGAUCUGUGUUGUUUUUGUUCAUACAUAUUAUGUUGUUUUUGAUAUUUUGCUGUAAGACUCAUGUUUUAAGACUGAUUUUAAAUUUUGACAUUUUUUUAUUUUUGUUUUUACUGUUUUAUUUCAUUUCUCUUUAGUAGCAUGACUCCAAGUAAGUUUAAAUGUUCACUGAUAAGACCCAUAUAAUGUCUGCACUUCAGUUUUCAAGCGAAUAUUUUUACAAAGCAAGUCCUUGAAAAAAGUGGGGGAAAAAAUCAUAAGAAAUAUCAUCUGGCUUAACCAAGUGUUUGGCUUUUGUAAUAUAUAUCAGCAUCUUAUGCACAUUUAUAUGAAAGUGCUUCAACAGAUACAAGUUUGCCAAACACUACACAAAAUUUAAAUGUUUAACUAAACAUUCUGAAAAACAUCACCCUCUGAAAAUGCUCCAAUGAAAAUAGCCGUUUAGCAAUUACGCUUAUGUACUAGACAUUUUCUCAAUGAAUAAAACUAAAGCCUGGAAAUUCACAAUGAAAAUGGUCUAGAUCUUUUCUCAGUACAAAAAGCAAUAAAUCUAAGUCAAAAAUAUAACUGCCACAUCCUCAUAUGACUCAUUGGAUCGGAUUUCAUCAGCAGCAUGGAACUACAUUUUGGACUACUUCACACAUAACACUGAGUAGUCACUUCCUGUUUGGUGUAAUCAGUCCAUAAAAAAAAAAAAAAUCAUGUUUGAAUGAAAGAUAGAAAUAACUUUUACCAAUGGACUCAAGACUUAAAUUGUUCAGAUUAUUACAGAUCUGGUGAAAAUAUUUCAUCUGAUGUUUACUUGGUGAAAGAUAUUUGCUGUUACACUGAAACAAGCAAAUAUUACCUAUUACUUUCAUACCAAUAGUCGAUUUUACGUUUGUUAAUACAAGCUUAUUUCAAAUGUUUAAAAUCUUAAAACAGAAUGGUGCAAAUGUGUUGAUUAAAUGGAGAAAAAUUUAGUGCAAUGGAGUUUAAAUACGACUGUAUUUGAAUAACAGUUUUUACCAUUUGAGUGCAAUGCUGUUGACAUACAUAUUUAGUAUGCCACAGUUUCAAAGCAAUAUUGUGAAAAAAAUACUGAUAUUUUACAUCUGCAGAUAAAAUCUUUUGUACAAUGUUUAUUGAAAUUACACAUCUGUAUAGUUAACUGCAUUUGUUGGAUACUGCGUGAUAUAAUGGCCGUGUCAUGGGAAAACCAACAUAGUGGGUUUGCGACCAGCUCGGAUCCAGACCAGCCUGCGCAUCCGCGCAGUCUGGCCAGGAUCCAUGCUGUUCGCUUUCAAAGCCUAUUGGAAUUGGAGAAACUCUUAGCGAACAGCAUGGAUCCUGACCAGACUGCGCAAAUGCGCAGGCUGGUCUGGAUCCAUGCUGGUCGCAAACCCACUAUGUUGGUUUUCUCAUGGCAUGGCUCAAUUAUUAUAUUAAUUAUCUCAGUUGUGGUGAAAUCAUUGUUGGAGACCAAAUUUACUGGAGUUUUGAAAUCUUCACAUCUUAAUUUUACAGACAAAAUAAAAUGUGCAUGAAAAAAUAAAAUUGUCAUUAAAUGUACCUAUAAAUAUGAAAUCAAGCACUUCAUGCCCCUGUAAAAUGGACAAAAUACGUAACAAAAUGCCCCAGUGAAAUAGACAAAAUACGUAACAAAAUCCAGGAAAUUUACAGUAAGUAAAUCUUUGAAUGUAUAAUGUUUAUUGCACUUGUCUUAAAGUUGUUUACUUGUUUUUGUUGCAAAACAUUGUCAGAUUUCAAUUUCCUUGAUUUAUUUUUUUUUAUAUUUGCGCUCACUUUUUGAGAGAAUAAGCCUUUUGCAGUAAUAUAUUAUUCUUAGUCUCAUUUCCUGUUGCACUGGUCAUAUAUCAUCAGAUAGUGCUAACUGCCUUUUUUAAUGCACUGCAGAGUGAGAGGAAUUCACAUCUCUGUUUAAUUUUACAUAUGAUUAAAGGAUGAUUUAUGACUCAGCAAAAGAAGUCAGCAGUUUACUUAGCAAAUUUGAUACGAAGGGAAAAAGUUUUAUUUUUUACCAGUUUUGUAUGAAGAACAAUGGUUUGUUAGAGGGAAACAAAAUAGAUGAGGAUUUUUGAUAAUACCUGGUAUGAAAUUAACGCGUUUUAAAAUGAUAUACCCUCCCCACACACCCACACCCACACCUACAACCCCCUUUCAUGACUUCCAUCUGAUAAUAUAUCAGUGCUAAGGGAGGUAAUUUAUUAAUCCUUUUGUCUACAAUAUUACAGGUGCUUAAUUGUUGGCUAGGCAGUAGUCUUGAAUUUUAUCCUGUUGUAACUUAAAUGCUCAAAGAAUCAACACGUUAUCAUCAAUGUAACACUCAGUCCUGAAAGCCAGAAAGAUGUGGUUGUUUAUUAUUUACAUAUUUCGUAUUGUUCUUUUUUUUAAAUUGUGUAUACUGUGAAAUCAAGUGAUUUCAGGGGCAUUAAAUUCUGACAAAACUGACUAUUUGUAGAAUUCAAAUUCUGUCUGGAUAAGAUAAAUAGAAAAUUUGAUUAUUCAGCAGGAUUUAACUACGUCUAUUGAUGCUGUCACAAAACCCACGAAAAUAGGCCCCUGGGAAUAUUAAUGAUUUCACAGUAAUGUAUUAUUUUCUUACUUCAGAUCUGAAAAUAUUAUUUUCUCACCACAGCUCUGAAAAUGGAUGAGACGAUUGUGUAUAAAUGCAUGAAUGAAAAUGUACGAGGCUUACUGUCUCAAAAUUUGCAAAAAAAUGAAAUGUUUUGUCUGUGAAUUUGUUUAAAUAACUUAACACGUAGAUUUUAGAAGGGUAUGAUGUUUGGAUUUGUGUCAGUCACAAAAUGAUAUUUGUACAUAUUCAUCAGUCAUUGUUAGUACACGUAAUUUUUGUUAUAAAUACGUUUCUGACAAAAAGUUCAAUUUCUAAAUAAUUUCAGGUUACUGUAUAAUUAUAGGAAACUAUAUCAUUUUAAAAAAAGAACCAAAUUGAAUAGAUUUUAAAGGUCUCAUACUUUAGUUUUUUGUAUGAAUUUUAGGUAAUCGUUAAUUUUAUCUUCAUAUGAUAAGACUUUUACACAGACUUGUCACAUGAUAGUAUGUAGUCUUUUUUUUGUGCUUGUUAGAACUUAUUUCCUUAAAGUGUGUUCAGUGAUUUCUUGCUGGUGUUAGUGAGUAUUAAUGAAAUUGAAGGCAUGAUUUUGCAUUAUGGUGACAGAGAAUUGGAUUCAUUGAUUAUAAUUGAGGAAGUGUCCGAUCUUGCCGUCAUAGUGACUAAGCUUUUAUAUCGGUAAUAUGAGCCGCACCAUGAGAAAACCAACAUAGUGCAUUUGCAACCAGCAUGGAUCCAGACCAGUGCAGGAUCCAUGCUGUUCGCUUACAGUUUCUCUAAUUGCAAUAGGCUUUUAAAACGAACAGCAUGGAUCUUGACCAGACUGCGCAGAUGCGCAGGCUGGUCUGGUUCCAUGCUGGAUGCAAAUGAACUAUGUUGGUUUUCUCAUGGUGCGGCUCAUUUCUUUAGGCUUAUCAUUUAGCAUAGCCUAUAACUUCUACUUGCACUGAAAUUUAUGGCAUAUUCCAUAGACAUUGUUAACGAUUUGCUUUGAUCAACUACUAUAUUUGUUUGGUACUGCUUAAAAUAGAGCAUUUUUCGCCAGACUAAUUUAAUUAGAUUUGGGAAUGUUAUUCAAUUAAUAUGUAUACACAAGUGCAAAAGAAAACUGCUGAGAAAGUGUUACUGGCGGAAAAAAUUCAUUUAUGUUGAGCCCAUAUUUAGCAGUAUCUGAAAAUUUAACUUUUGACCCCAAAAUGGUAAAAAAAACUUUGACAUCACUAAUUUAAUAUAUAUUGUUGAUGACACUUGCACAUAUGAGUCUUUGCAAGUUGGGACAGCUCAGCAGAAUUUCAGGAUUAUAACUACCAGUACCAUAGGUCAAAAUUUUCGAUUCUAAAGCAUUCCAAACUCGAUCUGUCAUCAUGAUACGUUUGUCUGCAGUAGAAUUUGUUUAGAUUUUAAUAAAUCAAUGAAAAAUA
Molecule: messenger RNA, 8038 nt
Organism: Mercenaria mercenaria
Lineage: Eukaryota; Metazoa; Mollusca; Bivalvia; Venerida; Veneridae
Exons: 6
Coding region: 184-951 (255 amino acids)
Source: RefSeq, a predicted model, not a curated record